Poecilia reticulata (guppy) is the source of this 1734-nucleotide messenger RNA. The record is from RefSeq and is a predicted model, not a curated record. Lineage: Eukaryota; Metazoa; Chordata; Actinopteri; Cyprinodontiformes; Poeciliidae.
UAGUUUCGCCCCUGUGUGUAGCGACGAAAUGGUGAAAACAAACAGAGAUGCCUGAAGCUGGCAUAAGUUUAUAGUGAUCUCUUUAUAUCCUGCCGUUGUCAAUUACUGAGAUUAYMGAGUGUGAGAGAGUGAAACCAAUAAUAGCCUGAGUGAUCAGACUGCCCCCUGCUAUUCUCAGAGCUCAGCUAACUGGAUGGAGACAUUUGGCAGCGGUUAGCUUAUUAAAACACUUCGAAGUGAACAAAGCAGCGAUGAGCCGACAAGUUUUUAACGGGACGUCUUCAUCGCUGAACUUCUCCACAAGAAUUACAGGCAAUGGAUGUUCACACACGAAUCUAAGGGAGGAUGACUGGGACACGCUGCGUUUUGAGCUUACAAAGACGGAGGAUGAGAUWCAGACGUUGAGGCAAGUCCUUUUGGCAAAAGAGAAGUAUGCGGCAGACAUCAGGAGGCAGCUGGGGAUGAGUCCGCUCAGUAACGUGAAGCAGAAUCUCUCCAAAGGUUGGCAGGAAGUCCAGACCUCAGCUCCAUACCUCACAGCCUCCGCCACUCUGGAGGACAUCAGCAACUCCAGCGUGUGAGUCCAUARAAUCACGRUUUAAUCAUCCCCAGAAAUUUAUUUGCUUUUUAAAACAACUGGAUCUUUUCGGCAUUUAUUUCUGUGCAUGUUUCCUCAAGAGGGAUCACUUCUAAGAACCGUCUGAUGGGAUUUUGCGGGUCAAAUAGGAUUGGUGCCCUGAUAAUAGCCCCACAGCCUGACUUAGCAGAAGAGGCAGCGGCUUUACAAAGUCGCACCAUGACGAGCCUCAAGUGUUUGUAUUAAACAGAGGAGGAAGGAUCUGCUGCAGCCAGAUGGACAGCUGACGCACAUGAAGCUUAUUGUUGUUUACGAGUUGCUUUUGUAUCUAGCGGUGGGAUGUAGCGGAGUACAAGAACUUUGUUACUGUACUUAAAUACAAUUUUAAUAUAUCUACGCUUUACUUAAAGCUGGAGUAUGUAACUUUUAUAAAAGUUUUUUACAUAUUUGUUAAAACUAUCACCAGGUUAUGACGGUAUGAGGCAGAUAAUCUGUGAAGAAAUCAAGCUCCUUUUGAGUUUCUCAAAAAUCAGAGCCAGUAGGAGGACCUCAGUGCUGUCAACCAACCUUGUGAACGCGCUGCUAAAUGUGCUAAUGGYGGAGAAGCUACUUACCGUUAAAGGAAAACUGUUUAUCCAGACACCGGUGGCUAUGCUAACUAACCUUAGCAUUGAGAACAGCCUCUGCUGCACACGACACACACACAGACAUGAUUGACAGCGCUAAGAUCCGCCUCCUGGCUCUGAUUGGUUGUUUCUAGAUAGCACUGGGAGAAGGCAGAGGAGCGUCAGUAUGUUGUGAGACACAACAGUUUCAACAUGCAUGUCAAAAAAUAUACAUUAUAAAUGUUACAUACUGCCGUUUUAAGUAGAUUUAAUUGAGUUACUUUUGACUUUUACUCCACUUCAUUUUACAUUAAUUAUCUAUACUUUCAACUCCACUAUAUUUUUGUAAUUUGUUCACAGAAAUAUGUGGAGUUUCAUUCACGUCACAUUGCGUUAUUUUGAUUUAAAGUAAUUAAUGACUUAAUCGACUUAAUUGCUUAAAAAAAUGGGUCCAAUUUUGCAAACGGUGCCAGGAAAUUAAAAUAUUAGUCAUUACUGACCCAUUAAGGAUGAAUAUAGAGUAUUUUCUAACUGUGGAGUUGAUGGCAAACU